AUGAGCAAUGAGUACAGCAGCAUAUCCUGUAUACAUAAUCGAAGGGAUCUUAUAUAUGGACUGUGGGAUGGAAGUGUCAGAAUAAUUAGCAAUGGCACUGCGAAUUCCAUUUCUCUUAAGUCCCCAGCCACUGCUAUAUUAGAAAAUAGCUUAAACACGGCGUACAUAGGAACAGUUAAAGGGGAUAUAUGGGAAGUAAAAAAUGAAAGAGUAGCGUGCAUUAUUAAAGCAAGCAAGAGCAUAAAACACACAGAUAUUAACAUGCAGGCUGUGAUAGGCAUACACAUGCACUCUGAGGAUAUGAUAAUUGGUGUAUAUGUUCAUGGUGAGAUAGUGGUUUACAACACAAAAAAUAACACUGUUAUGAAAAAAGUCCAGAUAGACGAGAAAAUCACAAGCAGUUAUGCGGAGAAUGGUAAAAUACUGUGUAUUCUGGAAAGCAGCACCCUACUUAUAUAUAAUAUUGACUCUGACUCUGGUUUUCCCAUGAAAUCCCUGCUUUCUGACACAGAAAUUGACCAUGCAAUAUUUCUGCCAAAUACCAGACAGAAUAUCAUUGCAUAUUCUACACCAAUUGGGAAAGUCUGUGUGGAUUAUGCGAAUAGACCAGGAACUGGAUUUGUAUUCAAAGCCCAUAAGCAAGUGAAGGAGGCCAAAGAAAUAUACUAUCCUGUUACUCUCUUGCAGCCUGCAAGUGCCACCCAAGUUAUUACUGGAGGAGCAGAUGGAGAAGUUCACUUGUGGGAUGUAAAACAUAAGACAAAAGUGCGCACAAUACUCUCCACAAAGAAGUGCAUUAUCACAGGUGCCAUGAAAAGAGAUGAAAAUAAUACUCCACUUUCCUUGACUCUUGUCCUAUCAGAAGGCCUUGACAGUCUCUGUGAAAUAGAGGGAACCCAUCACUUAGUGGAGGUUUCCUUGUCUGGCAGCCUGUAG
This is a messenger RNA of Nematocida ausubeli, 936 nucleotides long. RefSeq lists its product as uncharacterized. The coding region runs from base 1 to 936 and encodes 311 amino acids. Lineage: Eukaryota; Fungi; Microsporidia. The transcript has a single exon. Gene Ontology annotation, molecular function: ubiquitin binding. The record is from RefSeq and is a predicted model, not a curated record.